AUGCCAUUUCUUCACCUGUAUAUGCUUUCUUUCUUGUUUCUCCUGUUGCCGCCAUCGACGUUUUCGAUACCCGAACGCGAACUGGAAUCCUUGUUACUGCUCAAGAAACAUUUCACCAAUGCCGGCGCUCUCAGUUCUUGGAUGCCCGGUUCAGCGCCUUGCAAUGGACGAACACACUGGACCGGAUUGCUCUGUUACAAUGGCGUCGUCAUCGGUUUGAACCUCAUAGGGAUGGGAUUAUCGGGGAACAUUAAGGUCGAGGCCUUAGCCGAGAUCAAGGGAUUGCGUUCUUUCAGUGUCGUUAAUAAUUCUUUCCAGGGCGACAUUCCGGAACUCAAUCGUUUGGUUGAAUUGAGGGCCUUGUACUUGUCCGGCAAUCAAUUUUCCGGCGAAAUCCAGCCUUAUUAUUUUAGUGAAAUGGUGUCGUUGAAGAAAGUUUGGUUGUCGAACAACAAGUUCACCGGGAGCAUCCCGCUUUCGCUCGGUCAGUUGCCUCAUCUCGUCGAAUUACGACUAGAAAACAAUCAAUUCAGCGGACAUAUCCCGGCUUUUUAUCGUCCGAAUUUGGACUACAUCAAUUUAUCGAACAACAAACUCGUGGGGGACAUUCCUUUUCGAUUAUCGAAAUUCAAUGAGAGCUCGUUCGCAGGGAAUCCGGGUCUUUGCGGGAAGAAUUUGGGUGUUGAAUGUGCCAAACCAGUAGAGAAUUCGACCUCAUUGAAGACGGAUCCAGACGAGGCUGUUAUGAAACCUAAUAAAAGAAGUUCCCAAAAGUAUCUUGCUGCAUUCAUAGUAUUAGGAAUGAUGUUAAUAACAGUGAUUAUCUUAGCUGCAAUUGGAUGGAUGAAGAAAAAGAAGGAUACGGAUGCAUCGGUGCUGGUACCUGCAGGACGAAGCUCCGGUGAUCCCAUCGAAGUACGGGUCACGGUACCGAUAGUGAAAGAAGUGGAACCAAACAGAAAAAGUAAUGCAAGUUCAAGCUCAAGCUGCAGAGGGUCUAAUAAUCUUAAGGCCAGAGGCAGCAGCAGUGCGGAUCUCGUCAUGGUAAACGACGAAAAGGGUGUUUUCAAGUUGGCAGAUUUGAUGAAAGCGGCCGCGGAAGUGCUCGGGAACGGAGGGCUAGGAACUUGUUAUAAGGUCACGGUGACUAAUGGAGUUGAGGUGGUGGUAAAAAAGAUGAGAGAUAUGAAUGCAUUAGGGAAAGAUGAUUUUGAUAAGGAAGUUAAAAGGCUUGGAAAGCUACGGCACCCCAAUAUUUUAACGCCUUUAGCUUACCAUUACCGCCCGGGGGAAAAGCUUUUUGUUUAUGAAUACCUUCCUAAUGGCAGCUUGCUUUACCUUUUGCAUGGUGAUCGUGACUCGUCCCAUGUCGAGCUUGAUUGGCCUGCAAGACUAAAGAUUGUGCAGGGAAUCUCCAGGGGACUAGAUCAUCUUCACAUGGAACUUUCUUCGCUCGAGGUACCUCAUGGCAAUCUCAAAUCGAGCAAUGUUCUACUCAGCCCCGAUAAUCAUCCGUUUCUCUCGGACUAUGGAUACCGGCCGUUAGUAAACACCAAAGGGACUGAAGCCCUGUUUGCUUACAAGACUCCGGAAGCUACACAAGGAGGAAAAGUAUCCCCUAAAAGUGAUGUAUAUUGUUUAGGAAUUAUCAUUCUUGAGAUCCUUACAGGGAAAUUCCCUGCUCAAUAUCUUAGGCAUGACGAAGGCGGAACUGAUGUAGUCCAAUGGGCGGAAUCAGCACUUUCGGAACGGAGGCAGGAUGAACUGCUCGAUCCGGAGAUAACCGAAGCCCAAAAUUCAUCACUCGGCAACAUGGAGAGGCUCCUCCAUAUAGGCUUGCUAUGCACUCAAACUUGUCCCGGGACUCGUUUAGAAUUGAAAACAGCCAUUAAAAUGAUAGAGGAGCUGCAGGUAGAUGGAGGUCAGUAGCUCAACUAGUUUUUC
Hibiscus syriacus is the source of this 1944-nucleotide messenger RNA. RefSeq names its product pollen receptor-like kinase 3. The coding region runs from base 1 to 1929 and encodes 642 amino acids. Gene Ontology annotation, molecular function: protein binding; ATP binding; protein kinase activity. Lineage: Eukaryota; Viridiplantae; Streptophyta; Magnoliopsida; Malvales; Malvaceae. The record is from RefSeq and is a predicted model, not a curated record. Gene Ontology annotation, biological process: protein phosphorylation. The transcript is spliced from 2 exons.